UGCAAAUAAAAUUUCAGACACACGUGCAAAUGUUUACAAAUGAAAUGUCAAGCAUAAUGGAUCAAUAGUUAAGAUGGAAGAAAAAGGGAGGGAAAAGGCCCAUCGCAAGCGGCAGGCCGGGCCAAAAGCUGCAAAGAAGAAAUCCAAAAGUGACCAUGAACAAGAACUUACCGCCCAGCAACGAAACCCAAGGGCCUUCUCUAUUCAACAUGCUAAGAAGGCUCUGAAAACUGUCCAGAGGACACAGGAUCUGAAGACCAAAAAGCAGCACAUUCCUGUAGUUGACCGCACCCCAGAUGAGCCUCCACCAAUAAUUGUAGGUGUGGUAGGGCCUCCAAAGGUUGGCAAGACUACGCUUCUCAGAUGUGUGGUGAAAAACUUCACCCGACAGAGGCUUACCAAGAUCCAGGGUCCAGUGACUGUGGUGUCCGGGAAACAAAGACGCCUCACAUUGAUUGAGUGCAACAAUGAUAUCUGCUCCAUGAUUGACAUUGCCAAAGUUGCAGAUCUGGUUCUGUUGCUGGUUGAUGCCAGUUUUGGGUUUGAGAUGGAGACAUUCGAGUUCCUGAACAUCUGCCAGGUUCAUGGUUUCCCACGUAUCAUGGGCGUACUGACCCACCUGGACACUUUCAGAGACAGCAAGAGGCUCCGCAAGACAAAGAAGCGGCUUAAACACAGGUUCUGGACUGAAGUCUACCAGGGUGCGAAGCUGUUUUACCUGUCUGGGAUGGUGAAUGAGGAAUACCAGAAGACUGAGGUACACAACCUGUGUCGCUUCAUCUCUGUAAUGAAGUUCCGACCCCUGGUGUGGAGGACCACACAUCCUUACAUCCUCGCAGACAGAAUGGAAGACAUUACAGACCCUGAGACAGUUCGACAGAGGAAGAAAGCCGACCGCAACAUCUCCUUGUAUGGUUACCUACACGGUACACAUAUGAAAAACAACAUCAAUGUGCACAUCCCAGGGUGCGGGGAUUUCCCUGUACAUGACAUUCAGUUUUUGUCUGAUCCCUGCCCCACCCCCAACAGGAACAAGGAAAAGCGGCGUACCCUAAGUGACAGAGAGCGAAUGAUAUAUGCCCCCAUGUCCGGUGUUGGGGGUAUUGUGUAUGAUAAAGAUGCUGUGUACAUUGACCUUGGUGGAAGCCACUCACAUCAUGAACCUCAGAAGCCUGAUGAUGAGUCCGAGCCGAUCAAUGAGCUGGUGUCAUCCCUGAUGGGGCUCAGUAACCCUCUGGAUGAGAAGAUGACCAACAGUGAGGUAGCACUGUACUCCCAGGGCAUACAGCGUGGGGCUGGACACAGAGCGCCUCAGCUAGAGACAGUGGAGAUGGAGUCUGGGCGAGUGAGGCGACGGGCCAUGUUUGAAGGUGACAAAGUUGAUGAUGAAGACAACGAUGACAGUGAGAGUGGAGACAGCAGUGAUGAUGAUGAUGAUGAUGAUGAUGAUGAUGGUGAUCAGGAGGAGGAAAAAGAUGUUAGGGAAAUCAAGAAAUUAAAACAGAUCCCAAAAGGGAAGAAAUUCGAUCAGGAGGAAGAAGAUUUGGCAUUUGCUGACACAGAUGAUGAACUAAACCCUAGUGAUUUUCAUCCAAAUAUUAAAUCUAAAGCGGAAAAGAGUAUCAAAUCUACUGACAAUGAUUCUAGCAGUGAAAGUGACAGUGAGGAGAUGCAUGUAGAUAAGGGUAACACUGCAGCAAAAACUACUGUCCAAACUGAGAGUGAUCUUGAUGAUUCGGAAAGUAGUGAAAGUGACAGUAAUGCUAGUGAUUCAGACAUGGAUGCUGAAGAAGUUCAGACUGCUGAUUUUAAGAAAGUAGCCAAGAAAUCUAGUGCCAGUAAUAAAACUGGAAAUUUUGUGUCAAACACAAGUAAAUUGCAAAAAACUCAGACUAGUUCUAGUGCAGACAAAACAAAGAAGUCUAUACACUCCGCAGAUAGUAAAACUCAAAUGUUAUCCGAUUUAGAUUCUAAGAGUGGUGUUAACAAAUAUGACAGUGAUGAAUCUGAGUUGAGCUCUGAAGAAGAAAUGGAAAAUGAUGACUCUGAAGACAAUUUGAAAGUAAGUGAGAAAUCAGAUAUGGAAACAAGUGAAACACUGAAUGUAAAGGAGAGAAAAGACAUUGAAAAUGCAAACAUGAAGGGAAUGUAUACAAAAACAAGUGACUCUGGUGUAAAUAAAGCAGGAGAUGGAAAUGAUGUGCGGAGUAAACUCUUGCAGCUGUCCAAGGAGACAUACACACGGGAGUUGACAGUGGAGAGAAGUGUCCCACAGGAGGAGGGGCACAUCGGGGAGUUGGAGAGAGCUAUAAGGGGAGAUCACCGCAGGGCUGCAGAGAGCCAGGCUGAACAGCAUCCUGAUGAGGAGAGUUUCCGCUGGAAGUCUGACCUGGCCGGGCAGGCAGCAUCAAACUUCCGACAGAGGCAGGCAGACAGGAUCAACUACAGGAAACUCAUUUACGGCAAAGAUGAAGAGGAAGAGAGGCCUGAGGGUGAGGAUGAGGAUGAGAUCGGGGGUCUGUUCAGGGUGCUGAAACAGAAGAGUGAGGCCCAGACAAACAGUCGCCUCUCCAUCAACAGCACUGACUGUACCAAGUGUCACGUGCACAACGCCUCGGUGGAUGCUGUGGAACAGCUGAGAGAGAUGAUAGCGGACUGUUUUGUGACGGGAAAGUGGGAGGAGAACCAAGAUGCAGCUGCCCUUCUGGAGAAGGAUGAUGAAAUGUAUGGGGAUUUCGAGGACCUAGAGACGGGAGAGAGCCAUACAGGAGCGGAGCCCCCUGUGGCUGGUUCCAGUAAUGACAAUGAGGGUGGUGAUGAACAGGGGGACAACACUGGAGAGGAGGAAAAGCCAGUUCCAAAGAAGAAGAGUGAGAUGAGUGGGGAGGAGCGAAGGGCAGAGAAGAAACGCAAACUGAAGGAGAUGUUUGAUACCACGUACGAUAUGAAGGGAGAUACAGAGUUCUAUGAUAACUGGAAGGAGGAGAUGGCCAACCAGGCAAAGAUGAACAAGUCUGUGUUUGAGGACAUGGAGGAUGAUUUACGUGUGCAGUAUGAGGGUUUCCGGGCGGGAAUGUACGUCCGUGUGGAGAUACAUGGGGUCCCCUGCGAGUUUGUCACCAACUUUGACCCCUCAUACCCCCUCAUUAUCGGGGGCCUUCUCAGUGUGGAAAAUAAUGUGGGAUAUGUGCAGACCCGUUUCAAGAAGCACCGCUGGCACAAGCGUAUCCUGAAGAACCAGAACCCUCUGAUAUUCUCUCUGGGGUGGCGCAGAUUCCAGUCCAUGCCCCUGUACUCCAUACAGGACCACAACAUGCGCAACCGCCUCCUCAAGUACACGCCAGAACACAUGCAUUGUCAAGCAUCAUUCUGGGGUCCCAUAACACCACAGGGUACAGGGUUACUGGCUGUAGAGAAUGUGGCCCAGGUUACAGCAGAUUUCCGUAUCGCGGGUACGGGGGUCAUACUGGAACUGGAUAAGUCUAUGCAGAUUGUCAAGAAACUCAAGCUCACUGGCACACCACUCAAAAUAUACAAGAAAACGGCCUUUAUACAGGGCAUGUUUAACUCUACCCUGGAGGUGGCCAAAUUUGAGGGUGCCAGUAUUCGCACAGUAAGCGGUAUCCGUGGUCAAAUUAAGAAGGCAGCCAAGACACCCGAGGGAGCCUACAGGGCCACAUUUGAGGACAAGAUCCUUCUCAGUGACAUUGUGUUCCUGAGAACGUGGUUCCCGGUGGAGGUUCCCCAGUUCUACAACCCGGUCACCAGCCUGCUGUUACCACACGACCAGAAACACACCUGGACUGGCCUCAAAACUGUUGGUCAGCUCAGAAGGGAGAAAAAUGUGAAAGCAAAAUUCUCUACAGACUCAAUAUACAAGACUGUGGAACGGAAGAGCCGUACGUACACGCCCCUGUCCAUUCCUAAGUCCCUCCAGAAGACGUUGCCCUUCAAGGACACCCCCAAGGUCAUCGCUGCCCAGAAGGACACAGUGAAGAGGGUGGCUAUCAUUAGAGAACCACAUGAAGCAAAGGUUGACAAGAUGGUAAGCAUGCUUCGUAAGCUGCAUGAACACAAGAACCGCACACAGCACCAAAAUAUGCGGGAGCGUGCCUCAAAGCACCAGAAAAUUCGGGAAAAAUCUGAUGGUGCUCGCAUGCAGCGACAAAAGGAAGUCAAGAAAAAUGUUUUCAGAAUGCUGGGUAAAAUGGAGAAGAGAAAAAACAAACACAACAGGGACUGAUCUGUGUGACGGUGAUGGCUAAUGAAGUUUCCAGGUGCAGAUUUGUUGCUGUAUAUACAUUUAAUUCAUUGAUAAAUAAAACGUUGGAAACAUG
This is a messenger RNA of Mya arenaria, 4337 nucleotides long. Its product is annotated as ribosome biogenesis protein BMS1 homolog. The transcript is spliced from 22 exons. Gene Ontology annotation, biological process: ribosome biogenesis; maturation of SSU-rRNA from tricistronic rRNA transcript (SSU-rRNA, 5.8S rRNA, LSU-rRNA); endonucleolytic cleavage of tricistronic rRNA transcript (SSU-rRNA, 5.8S rRNA, LSU-rRNA). Lineage: Eukaryota; Metazoa; Mollusca; Bivalvia; Myida; Myidae. The coding region runs from base 74 to 4243 and encodes 1389 amino acids. Gene Ontology annotation, molecular function: GTPase activity; U3 snoRNA binding; GTP binding. Gene Ontology annotation, cellular component: nucleus; 90S preribosome. The record is from RefSeq and is a predicted model, not a curated record.